Messenger RNA from Mycotypha africana, 2250 nucleotides. RefSeq lists its product as uncharacterized. The record is from RefSeq and is a predicted model, not a curated record. The annotation marks the transcript as partial. Lineage: Eukaryota; Fungi; Mucoromycota; Mucoromycetes; Mucorales; Mycotyphaceae. The transcript has 8 exons. Gene Ontology annotation, molecular function: calcium-activated cation channel activity. Gene Ontology annotation, cellular component: plasma membrane.
ACACUUAUGAAUAACAAUACAGACAGUAAGGAAGACUCGCGACUAUCAUUGAAUGGUAUGGCUACACAACUCGGUAUCAACAUAGCAAUUGCAGUUGGUGUUUUAUUUCUAUUUAAUAUAUUGCGACCGAACAAUUCACUUGUCUAUGCUCCCAAAUACAACUUUACGGAUUCAAAUCGAUUUACCCCCCCCCUUUUUUUUGAAGGGUUUUUUGCUUGGUUCUCUCCAGUAAUAUAUACAUCCGACGCUGUACUUAUUGAAAAGAUAGGAUACGAUGCUAUAUUAUUUAUACAGGAAUGGCCGCCUCCUCCAGGUGUAGAAUUCUUAUCAAUUUCAACGAUAAAUUAUUAUGACGGCAAGUUUCAUUUCUCCAAUGGCAACUUAGAUUGGUAUUGGUCACAUGCAGCCUGCACUUGGCUAUUUUCUCUAAUCAUAUACAUUUUCUUAUGGAGGUUUUAUACACGAUAUGUCGAAUUCCGAAAACAUUAUUUUGAAAGCGAUGACUAUCAGCAAUCAAUGCAUAGCAGAACUCUAAUGAUAUCCAAUGUUCCACCAUCUAUGAGAACAAAUGAAGCACUAUCGAAAUGGGUCGAAAGUUUAAACUUGACAUAUCCAGCUCAACAAGUCAACAUUGGCAUUCAAAAUGAAGAGUUAGCAAAAUAUGUUGAAGAGCAUGAAAAAGCCGUGCGACAGCUUGAGAUUAUCCUAUCAAAUCAUUUGAAAGAUGGGCAAUUGAUACAGAACAAAAAGCGCCCUCUUAUACGAAUAGCAGGUUACCUUAACAGCUGUGGUGGUUACAAAGUCGAUGCAAUCAAUUACUAUUCCGAAAAGAUUCAAGAUCUACAGGAGAAGAUCACAAGCGAGCGUUCUAAAAUAUCAACCAGUAAAACUACCAACUACGGCUGGAUAACAUUUGAAAAGGUAUCUUGGGCACAUGCCACUGCUAACUUUUUAGCUUCGCCAUCUUCCCCAAUAAAGUCUUUGCCAAAAAGACUGAGCGAGGGGGCACAACUUUCUGUUGCAUUAGCACCACAGCCUAAAGACAUUAUAUGGUCCAAUUUAACCAUGAAUGAGCAUGUCAAGCGUAGUAAGCGACUAAUCGUAACUUGCAUUUUCUACGGUUUUGUCUUUUUUUGGUUCAUUCCUUGCAGUUUCUUAUCGACAUCCUCCAAUGUCAAGACACUGAUACGACUUUUCCCUAAUUCAACCAAAUUCAUCAAAGAGCAUUCGACGUUUGUCUCACUAUUAAGCUCUUGGUUUACACCAAUUGUAAUGGCUCUUUUCUUCUUCAUCCUUCCUAAAAUAUUAAGAUUUAUGUCACAGCAACAAGGCUACCUUACAGGGACAAGUUUGGACAGGCAGGUCCUAUCGAAACUAUUUAUCUUUUUCAUUGUCAAUAAUUUACUUGUCUUUACAAUUUCAUCUACACUUAUUGCCGUAUACACAGAGAUACAAAAAGCCGCUCAAAAUGGAACGACACUAACUGCAGGCCAGUUUUUCACCACUAUGGGAAGUAAUUUAACACAAGUUGCGAAAAAUCUUAGUGAUGUCUCUACAUAUUGGGUUAAUUAUGUCUCAUUAAAAGCUUUAGGUGUAAUCAUGGAUUUGGCUCAAGUUACAGUACUGGUUUUAGUAACAUUGAGAAAAUUUUUCACUCGGCCAAGUCCUCGCCAAUUGCAAGAGUUCACAAGACCAUCACCAUUCGAAUAUCCAUUAUUCUACAAUGUAUUAUUAUUUUUUUUUACGGUCGGGCUAGUGUAUUCUGUCAUUGCGCCUUUGGUCCUGCCAUUUACACUCGUCUAUUACCUCUUAGCAACGAUGGUUUUCAAGUACCUUUUAAUGUAUAUUUAUGUUACAAAAGUGGAAACAGGCGGACAGAUUUGGAGAUCACUAUUCAAUCGGUUAUUGGUCUCCACCAUGCUAUUUCAACUCAUAAUGAUUGGUGUCCUAAAUCUGAAAAGUGCGAAAAUACCUUCCGUUGCUGUCGCGCCCCUACCGCUACUGACUAUUUUAUUUAAAAUUAUAUGCAAUCGACGCUUUGAUCCUCAUGUUUAUUACUACACCACUAAAAUUGAAAACACAUACUUCGGUCAUUCAUCAGCUGCGCGUACUAACGCACCCAAUGACAGUCGCAGCAUAAAAAAUUCAGAGAAUACGGUAGGCUCCAGAUUUGGGUAUCCUGCCUUUUUCUCUGAACUGCCCAUACCAAUGGUUCAUGAAAAAGUACAGCAUUUGCUUCCUAAAAUUUAU